AUGGCUCCUCAGGCUCCUACAACAAGCGCAGAGACCACUCCAAUACUGUCCCGGCUGCAGACCAUUGCUUUUACGUACCCUCUGCAGCUCAUCGCUGCCUUCAUACUCUUCCGGGUGCUUUGGAACAAAUUUCAGCGACAUCUGGUGUCGAUUCCUGGGCCUACGCUAGCAGCGUAUACCAAAUUCUGGAGACUUUACGACGUCUACAAAGGGAAGGCGCAUUUGACGGCAAUAGACGUGCACAGGAAAUAUGGGCCGCUUGUUCGCAUUGCCCCUAACCACGUCUCCGUCGCAGAUCCAUCCUACAUUCCGAUCAUCUAUAACAUCAAAGAAAAUUUUACCAAGACCGGCUUCUACCCGAUCCAAUGCAUUUCAUGGAAGAAGCAGCCAGAAAUGAACCUAUUUUCUACACGGGAUCCAAACUACCAUCGAGUGGAAAAACGUAAAGUCGGUGCAGCAUACAGCUUGCCAAACCUGCUCGAGUCCGAAGAUGCCAUCGACUCUUGCAUCACCCUGUUUACGCAGAAACUCAACGAGUUCGCGGCAAAGAAGACUCCGGUUGACCUUGGGGCCUGGCUGCAGUAUUUCGCUUUCGAUGUUGUUGGCGAGGUCACUUUUGCCAGCAAGCUUGGGUUUUUGGACCAAGGACAAGACGUGGAUGGCAUGAUGAAGGCCAUCGAAGGGAUGCUUACCUACGCAGCCCUCUGCGGGCAGGUGCCUGAAUAUCACAAGUUCCUUCUCGGAAACCCUCUAUUCUCUAUGCUGAUGCCAGCGAUGGAGACCUGGAACCAGGUGCUUGUUUUCACACUCAAAGCGAUCAACGGACGUGCAUCGAUUAAACGGGAUGGAGAGCUUAUCAAUGCCGAUGCUGGAGGGCGAGACAUGCUUUCAAGGUGGGCUUAUGUCAAGUCUUCGGACCCUGACAAGAUGAGCACUCGCGAUAUCAUUGUCCAUUUGUCGACAAACGUCUUUGCCGGAAGUGACACGACGGCGAUUGCUCUGCGAGCAUUCAUCUACUACUUGUGCAAACACCCUAAGUGCAUGGCUAAGGUUGUGGAAGAGAUCGACAAAGCCGAUAAACAAGGCAAAUUAAGUUCGCCCAUCAAGUACAAGGAAUCGACGAACGAAUUGCCAUACUUCAACGCCGUGCUGAAGGAAUCAAUGCGCAUUCACCCUUCUGUAGGACUGCUUAUGGAGCGACAUGUCCCACCUGAGGGAGUCGAGAUUGACGGACACUUCAUCCCUGGCGGCACCAUUGUCGGCAUCAACCCUUGGGUCACGAACCGAGACCCAGCCAUCUUCCCGGAUCCUGACGAGUUCAAGCCCGAGAGGUGGUUGAACACUUCAGACGCCCAGUUGAAGCAAAUGGACAAUAUCCUCGAAUUGAAUUUUGGCGCUGGCAGCCGCAAGUGCAUCGGACGCAACAUAUCCAUCAUUGAGAUGCAGAAAGUGCUGGCCCAGCUAUUGAGAGACUUCAAGAUCGAGUUGACGCACCCGGACAAGGAGUGGCAUAUUGUUAACCACUGGUUUGUGCAGCAGGAGGGCGUCAUUUGCAAUUUGACCAGACGGACGAAAGCGUGA
Exophiala xenobiotica is the source of this 1581-nucleotide messenger RNA. RefSeq lists its product as uncharacterized. Bases 1 to 1581 code for a protein of 526 amino acids. The transcript is spliced from 3 exons. Gene Ontology annotation, molecular function: monooxygenase activity; oxidoreductase activity, acting on paired donors, with incorporation or reduction of molecular oxygen; iron ion binding. The record is from RefSeq and is a predicted model, not a curated record. Lineage: Eukaryota; Fungi; Ascomycota; Eurotiomycetes; Chaetothyriales; Herpotrichiellaceae.